CCUCUUUGAAGUUUUCCGAAAUAUGUUAACGCCUUUGAAAAUUUCAAGCACACACCACACUCGAUUAUUCUGUCAAUUGUUCCACUCAAGUGCAAUUUCACAUAAUUGGAGAUGGUUUUCUAGUACUUCAGCAGGUGAAAGGACACUCAACAAAAGAAUUUUCAGUAAGCUGGACAAGUCAGGUUACAUAAGGUCAAUAGUCAGGUUAACUGGUAUAGCUACUGUGAGUUCAUUUGCACUUGGUUUCUAUCUAUAUAGGAAUGAGACCCACGAGAGCUAUGCAACUUGGACCGGAGGAGCUUUACGCUUUCUAAGAAGUCUGAGUGUAGGAGGUAUGAUAUUUGGAGAUUAUGUUUGGAGUAUGAAGGGAUUCCGCCUCGUUUCGGACAAUAUGGUUUCUGAUCUCCACGAUACGCAUCAGCGUUGCGCAAAACGACUCCUGGAACUUUGUAGAAAGAACGGCGGUUUAUAUAUCAAAAUUGGUCAACACAUAGCACAACUGGAUUACUUACUGCCAGAUGAAUAUUGUCAUACGUUGCUUCCUCUUGUGGAUGCAUGUCCGACUCAACCUUUAAGUGAUGUUUAUAUUACUUUUAUCGAAGAUCUUGGUUCGACCCCUGACCAGCUAUUCAGUUUCUUUGACUCGAAUCCAUUUGCAUCGGCUUCUUUAGCACAAGUUCACACGGCAGUCACCCAUUCUGGUCAAAAAGUAGCUGUAAAAUUGCAGCACAGGGGCUUGAAAGAAGCAGCAAAAGGAGAUAUUGCUACGGUUGCUUUUCUGGUGGAUAUAGCAGCCUUUCUGUUCCCUGAUUUUGAUUAUCAAUGGCUGGUAACUGAGAUUAGAGAAAACUUACCCAAGGAACUUGAUUUUAUUCAUGAAGCACGAAACGCAGAACGUUGCCGUACAAAUUUUGGAAACCGUCUUGACGUUACAACCCCUGAUAUCUUUUGGAAUCUUUCGUCUUCUCGUAUUCUUACGAUGUCUUUUGAAGAAGGAUGUCGUCUUGAUGAUGCAGAGUCGAUGAAAUCUGUUGGACUGGCACCCGCAGAUGUAUCACGUAUUGUUUCUGAAGUUUUCAAUGAGCAAAUAUUUCUUCAUGGUUUUGUUCAUUGUGAUCCUCAUAUUGGUAAUAUCUUAGUUAGGCCGAGGGCAGACAAACCAAAGAGUCCGCUUAUUGUCAUGCUUGACCAUGGACUGUAUCGAGAACUUUCUCCAGACUUGCGUCUUUCGUAUGCAAAGAUGUGGCGUUCUAUAGUUUUAGGAGAUAAGCAAGGCAUUAUAGAAAGCUCUAAAGCAUUAGGUGUUGGAGAAUACUAUGAAUUAUUUGCGCAACUGUUAACAACGAGACCUUGGAGAGACAUCGUUUCUUCGGAAGUGGAUCUCGACCGUUUAAAGAUGCCAAGUACAGAAGAAUAUCGUUUGAGAAUUCAGAAAUAUGCGGUUUCUGCAGUUACAGAUAUCUCCAACUUACUUGGCCAUCUUCCAAGACCGUUACUUUUGUUACUAAAGACUAAUGAUUGCCUCCGGAGUGUAGAUAGAGCCCUUGGAGCACCUCUGAAUACUUUCAUUAUUACAGCAAGAUACUGUGCAAAGGCAAUCGAACAAGCCGAACUUCGGGCGGCAGCAAUGGGUCAUGUCUCUGAAAGGCUAUUGGGACAUUUCCGAGCCCGAAGAGAUCGUUUGACUGUUGAAUUUCGUAUCUUUUUAUUUCGGUUCUACAUUUGGCUGAAUAUUUUACUUCAUGCCCUGAAGGAGUUUCUUCCUAAGGGGUUUUUUAUCCAACGGCAACAAGUUUAUUCUUGAAAAGAUCUUGCUUUCAGAAGCUACAAGGCGCUUCUGAACAUUUUGUUGGUACUUUUAUUUAGAAAGAUAAUGAUAUUGUUUAUAGUUUAGAUAGGAAUAGGGUUAUUCAUGCUGGAGUGUCAACUGAUAUUUAGGUAAUACAAUUUCAGAAGCAUAUUCUUUUUGAACUGUAUUAGUGCCUUGGAAUCCGUCGUUGGACUGUCUAAGUGAAAGCUAAAAUAUAAAGUAUGAAGCCAUAAACUGUGUUUACCUAUU
This is a messenger RNA of Galdieria sulphuraria, 2059 nucleotides long. Its product is annotated as aarF domain-containing kinase. Gene Ontology annotation, biological process: lipid homeostasis; mitochondrion organization. Bases 23 to 1804 code for a protein of 593 amino acids. Lineage: Eukaryota; Rhodophyta; Bangiophyceae; Galdieriales; Galdieriaceae. Gene Ontology annotation, cellular component: mitochondrial inner membrane. The transcript has a single exon. The record is from RefSeq and is a predicted model, not a curated record.